AUGAAGUGAGUUUGAAAAAUUUUCAGACAAAAAUCUGGAAAUUCCUCUUUACAGCUUUGAAAAUGUGCGAUUUAUUUCAUCCAUAUUAUCUAUUGUAUCGCAAGGAACGAUAAUUAAUCUAAUUGCCUCACUAUUUCGAAACUACCGUAUACCGCCGUGCGUGGCGGGACUCCUCCUAUUUGCCACCUAUUUUUUGGCAUCGUGGUUCCGCCUGUAUGGCUCGUGGAUAUCGCGAGCUCGCCGAGCAGUUUUCAACGAGCGCAACGUAAUGAUGACCUAUCAACCAAGAGCACUAACCCACGGGCAUUUGUUUUGUGUGAGUUUUUUGGGGUAAAUUUUAGCAUUUUUCACAGAUUUUCACAGAUUUUUGAAGUUUUUUAACAAUUUUCACAUCGAUUUUCAGUCAAAAACUGCAAAACUCAACUCCUAACAUGAGUUAUGACGUGGCAAAAUCAAAAAAUGUCGAGAAAUUAGUUUUUUUUGAGUUUUAGAGGCAAAAAUGAUGACAAAUCGGGAUUUUUGAAGCUUUUGGAGUAAUUUCUGAUGAAAAUAAGCUUCGAGAACCCUAUUCUGCAUUAUUUUAUGUUUUUUUUCGAAAUUUUCAGCAAAACCUUCUGGAAAAUGAAUUCCAAGGUGAAUUUUCAUCAGAAAUUACUGCAGAAGCUUGAAAAAUAUCGAUUUGUCAUCAUUUUUGGCUGAAAAACUCGAAAAACUAAUGUUUUUUCGACAUUUUUUGACAUUUCGUUUAGAUUUUCACUGAUUAUUGAAAUUUUUGAACAAUUUUCUAAUUUUCACAUCGAUUUUCAGUCAAAAAUCACAAAACUCAACUCCUAACAUGAGUUAUGACGUGGCAAAAUAAAAAAUUGUGAAUUUCCAAUGUUAUAGCCAGCUUCAGAACUACUUUUCAUGAAAGCUAGUUGUAAAAUUGGAAAUUCACAAUUUUUCACUUUGUCACGUCAUAACUCAUAUUAGGAGUUGAGUUUUGCGAUUUUUGACAACAAAAUCAUGUCGAAAUUGUUAUUUUUUUGAUUUUUCCCCAAACUUCCCCCAAAAAACUCACAUUUUUCCACUUUUUCUGCAGCCCGAACCUCCAACUCCAGUUCCAAACGCAUCGGAUGCGGAUUCCUCGUCUUCUACGCUGUCAGCGACUUCAGCUUUUGCCAAAGCUCGAGACGAACACUAUAAAAACGAAUUUAUGAUCGCCGAACAAAUGGAAAAGGAACGAAAUCUGGCGAAAAAAGAGCAGAACCCGCCAACAACUUUGGACAACUCGAAAAAACCGCCCGAAACUUUGAGAAUCGAAUUUUCCGAUGACGAAGCCACGUCAUCAUCGGAUACUCGUUCGCCAAGCAAUAGCGAUACAAAGAUUUAUAGAAUUUAG
Caenorhabditis angaria is the source of this 1381-nucleotide messenger RNA. NCBI's taxonomy places the organism in Eukaryota, Metazoa, Nematoda, Chromadorea, Rhabditida, Rhabditidae. The record is from the annotation of a GenBank genome assembly.